Botrytis cinerea B05.10 is the source of this 1696-nucleotide messenger RNA. RefSeq lists its product as hypothetical. Lineage: Eukaryota; Fungi; Ascomycota; Leotiomycetes; Helotiales; Sclerotiniaceae. The transcript has a single exon. The record is from RefSeq and is a predicted model, not a curated record. Bases 246 to 1505 code for a protein of 419 amino acids.
GACGUCAAUCUUUCCUAUUGUCUGCUUACAACCCUUUUUCAGCCAUCCAGUCAGUUAUUUAUCGACUUCUUCUAACAAAUACAUACAUAUAUGAUUCAUAUACAUACAUACUUUGUAUCUAUUGAGCACUUGAUAUCUUCAUCCUACUCGAUUAUUUUCUUCUAUUCCAUCCCUCAAGAUUUUAUUGCAAGGACAAGUCGUCCGAAUAAAUCAACCCCGCCCACUCUUCUCCACGGCUGAAAAAUAUGGAUAAGUCACAUGCAACAUAUCUCUCUCCACAAGAUCUCUUGAGAAGUUAUCAACCUCCCGAAGCGCCUUUCUCGGCGCCACCAGAGGAGGAGAUCGGUGGGCAAGAAGACGAUGUAUUGCUUAUUCCAAUCGACAUCCCUGUCAACAACCCAGAAUCAUCUGGAGUAUUAUAUUCCGGGCCCUUGGAAGAGGAAAUAAUCGAGCAAGAAGAAGAAGAAGAAGAAGAAGAAAUCUCAAUCAUCCCCAUCAAUCUCCCAGAAUCCUCUCCAUUAUCAUAUGCCUCACCAUUCCUAGAAGAAACCGCCCCAACAGAAGAACAAAGCAUCAACCUCGACAUCCCCCUCAGGAUCCCCACAUCCCUUCCACAAAACUCAAACCCCUCACCCAAAUCCCACACACCCUAUUCCCUGCGCUACGAGAUCUCCUCGCCCUCUCCCCGCGCCACAAUCGUCACACACAAAGACAUCGGCUGGCUUUCCGACGCCGGAGUGCGCGGUUCCGUAUCUACCGUGUGCCACGGAACAUUCCAUUCGCAGCCCGCGACGCUCAUCCUCUUUUCGUUUAUUUUCCGCUCCGGCGACCACGGAUUUCGCUUCAAAAACGCAAAUGUGAAGAUUGAUUUCUCGCGGUAUGAAUCCCCCUCCUCCUCAUCCACAUCCACACCUGCAUCUGCAUCAACCCCCCCCUGGACCCCGUCCAUCGCCCAACUCGCCCCCCGCAAAAUCUACGGUCUACCCACCACGACCCACCAAACCCAGCAAAUCACCGGUGAGAUAUCCCUGCAGCUCCCUCUCGGUGCCGCAAGCCUCGGGCCCAGCACUUCCCUCUCUCGCGAAUCUUCUUUCUCGCUUUCCCACCGCUAUUCCCUCGUUGGAAAUAUCUGGUCGCGGGCGCGCUCGUCGGCGUGGGAUAGCGCGUACUGGGAUAUACGAGAAAAUAAGCGCACGAAACAGGGGAUUCCGGAUCGAGUGGAUGUGGGAGUUGUGGUUUGUAGGGAUGGGGAGGGCUCGUUUCAGGGAGAGGUGAAGGUGGAGGUUGACACGCCGGUUAUGAGGGGAGUGUGGGGGUGGCCGUGGGGGAGGGGGAAUUCCGUGGUUUUUAUGCCGGGGGUGGAGAGUGGCGGGGAGAGGGUCAGGACGAGGAGGUUUGAGGAGUUGGGGGAGAGGGAUUGGAGGGGCUUGGUGGGCUGGGAGGGGGAGUGGGUGGAUGUUGUUGUGGGGAAUACGGAGGGGGGGAGGGGGGAGGAAAAGGUUUGAGGGGGGGUGUGGUGGUGAUUGUUAUAAGAGGCAGAAAGAAGAAAGUAGUAAAAUGUCAAAUCAUCAACAGCUGAUCGAAUCUACCCUUAUCCACCUCCAAUUCUGUAUUUAUGAAGGGACCGGACAAUCUCCAUCCCACGUUCCAAACUUCACAUAUCGCCAACCCCAAGCUAAAUGAUAAAUAUCCCGCA